Messenger RNA from Cooperia oncophora, 564 nucleotides. The record is from the annotation of a GenBank genome assembly. NCBI's taxonomy places the organism in Eukaryota, Metazoa, Nematoda, Chromadorea, Rhabditida, Trichostrongylidae.
AUGUCGCGCGAAUCGCUGAGAUUACGCCUGGUGGAGAUGAUAGAAACCGAAACAAGUAUUUGGGAUAUCAACUGCGACGAAUACCAUUUAUUGGGAAAGAAAACUGCGGCAUGGGAAAGAAUACUCCGGAAACUGCAGAAUGAGAGCUUCAAUGUUUCUAUGUCAGAGAUACAAGGGGCAUGGAAGAGCAUUAAGGAUGCUCGGCGAAAAAGGAAAAGACUGGAGGCGACAACAGGAUCACCAGCCCUAAAAAAGUGGAAGUACGAAGAACUACUGACAUUUUUGGACCGAAAUGACUACGAUGGGAGCACGAUAUCCAAUAUCGACAUAAAUGGCAAUUUCUGUUUAACGGAGCAACUACCGCUUGAAAAGGAGGUGGAAGAAGAACGUCUAAAAUUGGGACCAAAAGAAGAGAAAUCAAAAAAAUCGAAGCAGGAUGAAGCGCUAUGUAUGAUCAAGGAAGCAGCUGCGGCCGUAAAAGCGCAGGUGGAGAAAAGGGAAGCCCCCAGCAAGGAAAAAUCAGAUGACAGAAUUGAAUUUCGGGAUAACAAGUACUGGUACUUC